CGUAUUAUUCUGGGAAGAUCAGAGAGACUCCGCUUGAGCUUGGUUUAAUCUCCGAUCAACGCCGCAGUACUAAUCACCACCGUCGCUCUCCGGAAUCCGUGCUCUAUAACAAGCUAUACGAGAUGUCUGAUUCCGAUAUGGACAUUGACGACGACGAGGUCCAACAAGUAAACGUACAACCCCCCACAGUUGCUGGAGAAUCUCGAUUGCUUGCUGCUAGACCAAUCGAAGCUUCCGAUUCCCAGAACGAUGUGAAGAAGCAUUCAGUUGAGCAAUCAAAGAUCAUAAACGGAAACUUACUACCUACUCUUUCUGAGAAUAGUGGGAAGAAUCUAUUUCUGGAAGGUGAAAAAGGCAUAAUUUUACCAAGUCUCAGGUUUCCUGCUCCGGCACAAAGCUUUCCGUUGGUGAAUAGACCAGAGCAAUCAAAGAUCAUAAACGGGAACUUACAACCUAAUCUUUCUGGGAAUAGUGGGAAGAAACUUAUGCUGGAAGGUGAAAAAGACAAAAAUUUAUCAAGGUUUCCUGCUCCGGUGCAGAGCUUUCCGCCGGCAAAUGGACCAGAACAAAAACGUCAAGCAUUUCCCUGCAAGUUCUUUCCCCAAGGGCGGUGUACCAAAGGGAACUCCUGCAGGUUUCUUCAUGUGAACGAGAGUUUGAAUCGCACUAGUCAGCAACAGCAACAAGCGGUGAAUCAUACUAGUCAGCUACAAGCGGUGAAUCAUAUGGCUGGAACCAGUGGUAUCAAGUCUGGUGAAGAAAGAAGACCGUUUGAGAGCAUAGAAGGUGUACGAUUCCCCAUGUUAAGCACGAAUGGCAUCACAUCUUUGGUGAAUCCCGGGAAUCCCCCUGCUGGUCAGAGAGUUUUCCCUUUCACGAACGAGAUGCGCUUUAUGCCUUCAUUGGAAAACAUGGGAAGAGGGAGUCUACAAGGUGCUGUGUUCACUGAGAACAGGCCUGUAUUUGGUAAUAGCAUUAGUUCCUUCCCGUUGAGAAGCAGCUUUGUUCAAGAACAUGGAUCUCUUAUCACUUCUAAUAGACAAACAGACAUGGGAUCUUCUGGACCAGCGUGGACAGGAUCCGUGUUCAGUUCUGCUCCUCUGAAUCAGUAUGAUUCCCCCUUUGGGAAUUUUGAAAACAGGAACGAUAUAAAUGGAUCUGGAUCACUACCAGUGGAGCAAGCGAUAUCUGUUUCCUCAGUUCAAGAUGCAGAAGUCGACACGACUAGCAACAAAAAGGAAGUUUCUUCAAAUGAUUGGGAACCUUCUGAACCUUUUCGGCCAUCUUUCACUAUUCCUCCUUAUAUACUUCCCUCGUCUGAUGCCCUCUACGAUCCUUUCACGGAUAUAGAUAAUCCAGAAGACAAAUCUCUUAAUGCUCCAUCGUCAAGUAAAGAGAAAGAUGCACAGAAAGAGUCCGGCCAGCAGAAAGAUGGUGAUUCUGCUAGUAAUGAUAAAAGCAGUUCAUGCAGCCAAAAUCAAUUCCAAGAAACUGUGGCGAGGACAAAUUUGGAAGCACGUGUAGCAGUGGAAGGAGUGGCUACUUCGGUGGUUGAUCAAAAUGAUGCAACAACACCAAGCAAAGAGGUAUCUUCAUCGGCGGCUGUUGAGAAUAGAGUUGUCUUGAAAAGAAGCAAACCUGCUGGGCAUGGAUCUUGGCAUAGAAGUGAUGGUUCAUCACAUCAAAAGAUGUUGAAAACAGAUGAGAUGGAUGGGGAAGUUAGGUCGGACGCAGGAACAAAAGUAAUGAGACAGUUCAGGACAGCAGUUGUGGAAAACAUUAAAGAAAUGUUGAAACCCUUGUGGCGUGAAGGCCGUCUUAGCAAAGAUGUGCAUAACAUGAUAGUUAAAAGAGCUACUGAAAAGAUAGUCAGUGCUGCUGUCCAGUUACAUCAGGUGCCCACUAACAACGAGUCAGUUGAGAAAUAUCUUAAUACGUCUGCAACUAGAAUGGUGAAGCUGGUAGAGGGGUACGUCGAAAAGUAUGGUAAACCCCGUCCUAAAGCCUCAGGUAUCAUCAAAUCAAGUGCCAGUUAACAUCGGUGGUAUGAGCGCAAGCUGAUGAUAUUCUUGUAAAUUGUGGCAUCUUUCUUUUCCUCAAUUAGGACUUGCGCCUAUUUUUUGCAUCUCCAGUCUUAUCCUUUACCAAUAAUGGAAGAAGGUUAGAACUGGAGCUCUGUGGAGGAAUUGUGUAUGCAUUGUAAAACUCUUCAAAGCUUUGAUUAUGCUUAAAACAGCUUUUCACUCUUAGAAAGAAAUAUAUUGUUUAAUUAUUUGUUGUAAUGUUAUAGCAAUAAUGUGAUAGAGGGGCUAUAUUCUAGUUAUGUCUGUUUGGUAUU
Messenger RNA from Raphanus sativus (radish), 2338 nucleotides. RefSeq names its product protein FRIGIDA-ESSENTIAL 1. NCBI's taxonomy places the organism in Eukaryota, Viridiplantae, Streptophyta, Magnoliopsida, Brassicales, Brassicaceae. The transcript has 6 exons. Bases 123 to 2036 code for a protein of 637 amino acids. Gene Ontology annotation, molecular function: metal ion binding. The record is from RefSeq and is a predicted model, not a curated record.